AUGUUUGGCGCUGGUCGGCUGGUGUCCAGCCUCUUACCCACCGUCUUCCCCUCGCCCGCGACCCACUUCUUCCCAGCGUUCCAUGCGAGGCUGGCCUCUCCGGCGGAGGGGCACCUUCUGUUCCCGGGGCCCUUCCUGAGCUACGAGUCACUGAGGAGUUACCUGCAGCCCCACCCCGGCAAGGCGGAAGCCUUCCUGCUGGCCUCGCACGCGGCCGCCAUGGGCCGACUCACAGAGGGGAUGGAUGAACAGAGGCCAGCGAAGCAGCGGCGUGCGCGCGCCAACUACAGCAGCUGGCAGCUGGAGGAGCUGGAGAAGGCCUUCGAGAGCACCCACUACCCGGACAUCUUCAUGAGGGAGGCCCUGGCCCUCCGGCUGGACCUCAUGGAGGCACGGGUGCAGGUGUGGUUCCAGAACCGCCGCGCCAAGAUGCGACGCCAGCUGAAGCUCCAGAGCCAGCUGGCAGGACGCUACACCGCCACGGACGUCAAGGCCACGGGGACCUGCGGCCAGGACGCACAGAGGGACCUCAAGAGUUCCCCCCACGCGGCCGAGGGCUCCGACGGCGAGCGAUGGGAGGGACGAGAGGACUUAUGGGCGGCGGAUGCGACCCGAGACGCGACCCAGGACCGGACGCGGCCCGUAGACGGGAGGUGGGGGGUUGGCGGCGGCGUUGGGGGCGGCGGUAGGGAGGGUCCCAGCUCGGAGGACUUGCGUUCCUGCAGCAUCGCCAAGCUGCGGGCCGAGGCCAGGAGACACGCAGCAGAGAUACGAGGCACGGCGGCGUCUGAUUAA
Gadus chalcogrammus (walleye pollock) is the source of this 795-nucleotide messenger RNA. Its product is annotated as homeobox protein unc-4. Gene Ontology annotation, biological process: regulation of transcription by RNA polymerase II. Gene Ontology annotation, molecular function: DNA-binding transcription factor activity, RNA polymerase II-specific; RNA polymerase II transcription regulatory region sequence-specific DNA binding. The transcript is spliced from 4 exons. The record is from RefSeq and is a predicted model, not a curated record. The coding region runs from base 1 to 795 and encodes 264 amino acids. NCBI's taxonomy places the organism in Eukaryota, Metazoa, Chordata, Actinopteri, Gadiformes, Gadidae.